Messenger RNA from Dentiscutata erythropus, 867 nucleotides. Lineage: Eukaryota; Fungi; Glomeromycota; Glomeromycetes; Diversisporales; Gigasporaceae. The record is from the annotation of a GenBank genome assembly.
AUGAACAGACAAAAAGGCUGCAUUAAAAAGUCUAUAGGCGUGCAAACAACGAGCUUGUUUGCUGACCCAAAAAGCUUAACUUAUCUAAUUCAAGGUUUAAUCUCUAGGAGCAUAGCGCAUUUUUUUAUAGAUGAGAGGUUAGCUUCUAUUAGCGGUAAAACAGAAGGUAUUUGUCGAAUUAAUAGUGCAGAUCCAAGACUAUCAAGUGUGUCUUUAUAUCUUGAGUAUGAGCUCGGGAAUACCUAUAUUAAUCAGCCACAUCCAUUAUUAUCGGGAUAUCCUUUAAGUCUCAAGAGCCCGUUCAGUAAAUAUAAAAUCGUUACGGGACUUGAUCGUAGCAAGACAAAAUUUGUUGAUAAUGAUAAUUAUGUCAUUGAAUUUGUUGAGAUGUCUGAUUUUACUGAGCAAGAGCAUGAACAAAAUCAUCUUUUCGAACUCAUCGAGCUUGUAAAGUCUGGACUUAACAUCACUGAGGCAGUAACCGGACCAACGACAGCUUCUCAGUCGACCAAAACUGUAAUGACGCAGACAGGACCUUAUGUUGAAGAUACCAAAGCAUUAACAUAUAUUACAAAAGGUAUAAUGUUCAAAAGCAUAUGUGAAUUCAACUGGGAUGAAAAGAAAGCGUUUCAUCUGGGGAGUAAGAAAGGCAUUAUACAGUUUGUCAGUUCGGAUCCAAAUUUAAAAAGUGACAUAACAUUGACAUGUAAUUACAAGUUGUCAAAGUGUUUAGUCACCCUUGUGGGCGGUGAUUCAGGGUAUCCUAUAAUUAUUGAUUGUUCAUAUGGAAGUGUCAAGGCUAUUCUUACGCAGGAUAAGAAGAAUAUUCUGGAUCAUUGGGAUUAUAACUUGACUUUUCUUUCGUAA